GAGGCACCAGCGGUGGAAGAGGAAACCCCGGAUGUAAUGCCCAGCAGUCAGGGAGAGUCUGCCAUUGGCGCAUUCUUUGGGAACUACCUACAGCUUGCGGUGUGGGCAGCCGUCCUUGGCCUGGCAGGAUACACAGCAGUGCAGAAGAUCGGGACAGACCCCGAGUCCUUGGGCAUCCUGGUCGGCCCCCCCGCCGUGGCCACCGUCCUGAUCGUCACAUUUGCCAUCUACAAGUUGACAUCCGAAAGUGAAGACUGA
Messenger RNA from Ostreobium quekettii, 258 nucleotides. The record is from the annotation of a GenBank genome assembly. NCBI's taxonomy places the organism in Eukaryota, Viridiplantae, Chlorophyta, Ulvophyceae, Bryopsidales, Ostreobiaceae.